ACGGAAGACAUGUUGACACUUGACGUUUGUAUGUUGUGGGUUUUGUCACCCCUCCGUUGCCCGCCAUUUGAGUCAGAACGGCGGCAGUCUCGAUUUUGCGGCGCCGAUGAUCAGUCCCACAACGGGGCCGCGGUCGAAGAAGCGCGACGUUGGUGUGCCCAAGUUCCUUCGAUCGCUGUUCGAGAUGCUCGAAACCGAGGACACGCAGAUCAUCUCUUGGACGCUUGACGGAGCGUCGGUGCAAGUUCUCGACCGACACACGCUCGAGAGUCACAUCCUUCCCAAGUAUUUCAAGCACAGCAAGUUUACGAGCUUUCAACGACAGCUCAACUACUUUGGUUUCAAGAAGAACACCAAGUUUCGAUCCCACAUGUACACGUUCACCCACCCGUACUUUCGACAGAACCGAAAGGACCUCCUGUCAAAGAUCACGCGCCAUUAUGGCCACGACGACGACGCGGCCAACGGCGGCAAUGCCGGCUCGGGCGAUGAAAACGACUCUAUAGGCAAGUUCCUUGAAAACGAAACCCCGAAAGGAGACGAACCGCCUUUCUCGCUCGACCCCAUGCUUCACUUAAACUCGCAAGACUUGGACACACUCAUGUGUUUGAUGGACCCCGAGACUCCUCCCCACACCACAAUCAUGCCCGACACGAUGCCGCUACGUAUCCAAGCACCCUUUCCGUCCAAGUCGCUGCAACGAUUCAUGACACUCCCAAAGACCCCGCCAUGCAUGGCAUUCGACCAGCACGAGAAGCAUUCGCAACUCCCGACGAAGACGCGUCCAUUGACGCCUGUGUCCCCGCCAUCCAACCUAUGCUUCUCCCCAAUGCCUUCACAACCGGUGUACAGUUCAUCCGACUCAAGGCGAAUAGAGUCGACCAACGCCGCGGUCCGUCUGCCUCCUUCGUCGGACGCGUCGGCCGACCACCGCCCACACAUGUACUCCCACCAACCCCACCAAGCGCUGCGUUCUCUGCAACAACCCCGGCACGCACAUCACGCCGCGGCAUCCCAGUCCACAUCGCAUGCACCAUACCACUCCAAGUCAUCACAUUCGACGUCAACUCCCCACGCGAUGCACACGCAGCAGCAGCACCUCCAGACAGGGCCGAAUGCGCCGCGAUUUGCAGACGACUACGGCGUCCUGUACGAAGCCGCGUCCAUGUUUCUGUAAACGUCACGAAGCACCAUCCCCGAUAGCCCAUAGCCACCCCAACCACCGUAUUUUAAUGUCAACACCACCUUCUCGCGA
Molecule: messenger RNA, 1255 nt
Organism: Aphanomyces invadans
Lineage: Eukaryota; Oomycota; Saprolegniomycetes; Saprolegniales; Verrucalvaceae
Exons: 1
Coding region: 107-1177 (356 amino acids)
Biological process (GO): regulation of DNA-templated transcription
Molecular function (GO): sequence-specific DNA binding; DNA-binding transcription factor activity
Source: RefSeq, a predicted model, not a curated record